Messenger RNA from Durusdinium trenchii, 1464 nucleotides. The record is from the annotation of a GenBank genome assembly. Lineage: Eukaryota; Dinophyceae; Suessiales; Symbiodiniaceae.
AUGAGACGAAGCACGCCUCGCCGUCUUGGAUUGACCCUUCUGGUCUUCAAAUUUCUGUCGCCGACCUUGCCCUUUACCGAAGAGAGGUUCGCAAAGACUUUGGGCAGCCGAGCAGAUGCAGGAGGGACAGUGGGCAAGCGAGUCGAGGCACUUUGGGAAGACGAUUUGAACUUCUAUCCCGCAACCGUGGUGAAGGACUUCGAGAACGGCACGGUCCAAAUUCGUUGGGAUGAUCCCGAUGGACACCCGGACAUCUCGAAUUCUGACCUUGAAGAUGUGAGACCACUGCGCCUAUCAUACUCUCCAGGAGACUUGGUGGUUGCACUUUACGAAGAAGACUAUGAGUGGUACAACGCCACCGUCGUGCAGGAUCGAGGUGAUGGCAAAUUUGUUGUUUUAUGGGAUGAUCCAGAUGGAGGGCCAGAACUCUCCAUUUGCCCUCCUGAAAAUAUUCGGAUGGUGGAGGUCGUGGAUGACUACAAGCCUGGUGAUCCAGUAGAAGCACUGUAUGACGAAGACCAGACUUGGUACACUGGAGUGGUGCAGGAUAGUUGUGGAGAGGGAUUCUAUGUCGUUCUGUGGGAUGAUCCUGGUGAUGCACCUGAAACGACCGUGUGCAGGUCAAGGUACAUGAAGCAUUUGAGCACCUUCAGCGACUACCAGGUUGGUGACCAUGUACAUGCAAGGAUUGAAACUGGAGAGUUUCUCCCAGCCGUUGUUGGGGAUGUCCAUCCUGAUGGCACUUUCGAAGUGCAAUGGGAGGGAGAAAAGACGCACACAAGCAGAUGCAACUGCGAGGACAUGAAGGGAGUCUUCAGAGACUACACGCUUGGAGACAGGGUGGAAGCGCUCUAUCCUGACAGUCUCGAUUGGCAAGUUGGGGUGGUCAGGCGUCAGUUGGACUAUGGAGCAUUUCUUGUGCGAUGGGACUACCCAACAAAUGGACAUUUGAUGUCAAUGUGCACACCAGAGGAGAUGUCGCUCCUUGAAGAGGAAGAUGAUAUCGAAUGGCUGGAAGAUAGCGACGCCUUCCCUUGUCCUGAAUUGCCCUCCAUUACAGGAGCUGAGGAUUUGUUUCCAGCUUCCAACCCAAUGGAAGUCCACUGUCCAGAGCCUCCUGAAGCUCAGAGCACUCAAAUCCAUUUGUCAAAGGUUGUUGCUUACACAAAGGCUGAGGUGUCUGCCAGGCCAUGCCUGACACUGAGCCCCCGACAAAGAGGACACAGAUGGAACUGGCGGCAACAUCGUGUGUCGAGACUGCUGGGCUCCACUGUGAAGCGUUCAUGGGGACCUGGUGGACGAGAAAAGAGAGUCAGUUGGGCGCAUCCGCCUGCGUCGUACCAAUGGCAACAGUGUGCUCUCCAAUGUGAAGCUCACAGGCGCUCAGAAGGGACACAUCUUUGUCGCUGGACCCUGCCAAGACGACCCAUUUCCGCCGAGGAUCAUCUUGGAACCAAGCCGUGA